Neofelis nebulosa (Clouded leopard) is the source of this 5279-nucleotide messenger RNA. It is a transcript of the gene LIPG, whose product is annotated as lipase G, endothelial type. The coding region runs from base 1638 to 3224 and encodes 528 amino acids. Gene Ontology annotation, molecular function: lipoprotein lipase activity; protein binding. The transcript is spliced from 10 exons. NCBI's taxonomy places the organism in Eukaryota, Metazoa, Chordata, Mammalia, Carnivora, Felidae. The record is from RefSeq and is a predicted model, not a curated record. Gene Ontology annotation, biological process: lipid metabolic process.
GUGCCCAGAAGCUGCUGGGCCCAUUCCCCCAGGUUGCCAGCCUCCUCCUCCCCAACACCCUUUCCCAUCCCCGCUCUUCCUCUUCCUAGCUCUCUUCACCUUCCUCCUUGUAGCUGCUAGCUUUUCUUCCAAAUUCCUUUCAUCAGAGGAAGCCUUGCCCUGGUGGAGUGAGGGUAGGAUCACCCAUCCGGGUGCCAAAUCUAUUAGCUAAGCAGUGGAGAAGGGAGAUCUCCCAAACUCCACCCCAUUAUUUCACCUUCUUCUAGUCUGCUGAGGUUGGGCCAACGAUGCUGGUCCAUGUCAGUUUAUGUACUUGUGGGAGGGGUAAUUUGAAUGAAUGGGAAAGCCUUGCUUUACUUAACAUGUUCCAAUGCUAACUGGAACUGAGACCUGGGGUAGGUCAGGUCUCUAGCUCCUGUCCUGUAAAUCGGUAACACUCCUUCCGUGUCACGUGUUCUGUGAUUCCGAAUAUUUGUGGGCCAUUCUCUCCGUCGAGAAAGUAUGCCUGCUCAGUGCCAGGCACUGUUCUAGGAUCAGGGGAUGUGAUGUGGAACAAGACAGAUGAAGACCCCUGCCUCACGGAGCUUGCAUUUCAGUGGUGGGAAGACAGACGGCAGAACUAAUUAAGAUAUGUAAUGAUACUCGGUGGGAGAAAAGUGAAGCAGAGGAGGAAGGAACAGGGUGCUGGGGGAGAAGGUGGCACAGUUUAAAUCUGUGGUCUGGUUUCCCUCACUGAGAAGUUGACCACGGAGCAAGGAACCGAAGAAGGUGAGAGAAUGAGCCAUGAGAGCACAUGGGUAAGAAUAAUCACAAAGUCCCAGAGGUUGAAGUGCCCCAGGCUGGAAGCGGUAAGAAUGAAGCCGGAGAACUCUGGGGUCAGAAAAGGCCGGAUGCUAAGGUGGAACUUUUAUGUCAGUAUGUGGGUUUAUCCACAAAUCUGUCCCAGGAAGCCAGCAGACUUCUCUCCUUUUCUCCUAGAAUUCCCCAUCUGGUCUCUGUGAGUAGCUAUCUGGGUGAUAACUGGGGAGAGAGACUAUUUUUGUCCACGGUUCAAAUUUCUGCUGGUUGGGGCUUUUGUUCAUUACUUUAAUGGCAGUUAACCCGAGGUCUGCUCAUGUAUAUUUAGUUGCAUUUUCUGGAACCUUACCCUUUGUACAUCUGGUGUAUUCUUUUCCUCCCCACUGCCCUCUUCACCACCACCUUCUCUACUGUUUUGCUGUCUCUUUCCAUGAUGCCAUUUGCCCACCCACUCUGGGAUAAAUGAAGCUCCUGGUUUGGUCAUUUGGUAUUUUUUCCCUUGAUUUCUGGGUGACAGGAGAGUUUGAUUUUUCUAAUUUCCCAGCCUGUUAUCAAGAGGUAGUUUCCUGGAUGGCUGAAAGAAUGCUGGAUGGGGUUCCUUUAUGACUGUCCAUAAUAAUGUGGUGAUGACAGUGCUUCAUGUUAAAAGGGCAUAAGGGCACUGUAUGCGCUGAAAGUUAUGAUUUUCCUGCUCUUAUGAAUUUCCUCAUGGCUCAGUCACUUACUUAACAAACUAAAAGAACGUCUGGCCCAUGUUUAGCACUGCAAGAGCCCUGAUGCAGGAGGUGUUUGAAGUCAGUACUGGAAUCUAGCUGGCAACGCUGGAGGAAGCCCGUUGUAUGAUAGCGGAUGGCUUCUUACCUCUAAUUCCAAAAUCCAGAAUCUCUCAAAAUUGGAAAAUUUGUUUGGUAAUUUGUUUGGCAGCGAGACUUGGCCUCACCGGCCCUGAACUCAUGUGGCAGCAAAAACUGAUCAGAACUGACACGAGGCUAUCGAUAGACUUGAUUUCUGCCCUUGAGCAUGAGCUCCGUACGCCCAGGAAUGCACAGAUUGUUGCCAAACCUCUUGUGAGAUUUAACCUCCGCACCUCUGGGGACUCAGAACACGAAGGAUGCUACCUCUCCCUCGGCCACAACCAGCCCUUGGAAGACUGUGGCUUCAACAUGACAGCCAAAACCUUUUUCAUCAUUCACGGAUGGACGAUGAGUGGCAUGUUUGAAAAUUGGCUAUACAAGCUUGUGUCCGCCCUGCAGAUGAGAGAGAAAGAAGCCAAUGUUGUGGUGGUUGACUGGCUUCCCCUGGCCCACCAGCUCUACACAGACGCGGUCAAUAACACGAGGGUGGUGGGACACAGUGUUGCAAGGAUGCUCGAUUGGCUGCAGGAGAAGGAUGAUUUUUCUCUUGGGAAUGUUCACUUGAUCGGCUACAGCCUCGGAGCCCACGUGGCAGGGUAUGCUGGCAACUUCGUGAAAGGCACGGUGGGCAGAAUCACAGGUUUGGAUCCUGCCGGGCCGCUGUUUGAAGGGGUGGACAUCCACAGGAGGCUGUCCCCCGACGACGCGGACUUUGUGGAUGUCCUCCACACCUACACACGUUCCUUCGGCUUGAGCAUCGGAAUUCAGAUGCCCGUGGGCCACAUCGACAUCUACCCCAACGGGGGUGACUUCCAGCCGGGCUGUGGACUCAAUGAUGUCUUGGGGUCAAUUGCGUAUGGAACAAUCACAGAAGUGGUGAAAUGUGAGCACGAGCGGGCCGUACACCUCUUUGUUGACUCCCUGGUGAAUCAGGACAAGCCGAGUUUUGCGUUCCAGUGCACGGACUCAAAUCGCUUCAAAAAGGGGAUCUGUCUCAGCUGCCGCAAGAACCGUUGUAACAGCAUUGGCUACAAUGCCAAGAAAACCAGGAGUAAGAGGAACAGCAAAAUGUACCUCAAAACCCGGGCAGGCAUGCCCUUCAGAGUUUACCAUUAUCAGAUGAAAAUCCACAUCUUCAGCUACAAGAAUAUGGGAGACAUCGAACCCAACUUUUACGUCACCCUUUAUGGCACCAACGCAGACUCCCAGAUCCUGCCUUUGGAAAUAGUGGAGCAGAUCGGGCUGAAUGCCACCAACACCUUCCUGGUCUACACCGAGGAGGACCUUGGAGACCUCUUGAAGAUCAAACUCACCUGGGAGGGGGCAGCUCAGUCCUGGUACAACCUGUGGAAGGAGCUUCGCAGCUACCUGUCCCAGCCCCGCAGCUCUGAGCGGCAGCUGAACAUCAGGCGCAUCCGGGUCAAGUCUGGGGAGACCCAGCGGAGGUUGACCUUUUGUGUGGAAGACCUCGACCACACCAGCAUAUCCCCCGGCCAAGAGCUCUGGUUUCACAAGUGUCGGGAUGGCUGGAGGAUGAAAAAUGAAACCAGCCCAACUGUGGAGCUUUCCUGAGGGGCCAGCGAGGCCCACUCACACCCGCCUUCCAGACACAUGGAGGAAAGUUACUGCUGAGGACCCACCUGAUGGAAGGACCCCUCUUGGCCUUGACCCUCAGGCACUGGCAAGAGACUGUUUGCUGGGCCCAGGACCUUACCUCCUAUGACUGUUGGGACUUCUCGCCGGAGGGGACCAUAUGCUGCUGUUCCUGCUGUUCCUGCCGCUCUAGGAUUGCUCUAACUCCAGACCUGUGUGCAAAGGGUCGGACGCCCGGGCCUCCUGCGCACACUGCACUGGUUUCUGGGUGACUGAAUGACCCUGUGCUUCGCCUGACAAGGGACACUUGUGAAAGCGCAUGGAGGACUGUCAGCUGCCUGAUCUGAAUGGCGGGGAGAGGUCUUUCCACUGGGAGCUGACUCGUGUCAGGAUGGCAGACCCAUGAUCUCAUUUGCCCAGAGGGAGGGCAGUAUAGAUGUGGGGUGCUGGCGAGGCCCUCACUGUUGGGGUUCGGUGGGCUGCAUUGAUCAAUAAUCAUUACAUUGCAGGCAUUCCGUCCUGCUCCGCAGCUUACUCUCUAAAGCACACAUCACUGGGUGUCUUGGUUUUCCAGUCGCUUAUUGUUUGAUUGGACAGAUGUUUAUUAAGCACUUAAACUUGAUUAGCACAAGGCAGUAGACGCAUUAGUAAACCUUUCCAGACUCGGAAUCCAACGGAGCUGGGAUUUCUAGUCUCCCUUCCAGUUUAGAUGAUCCAGGAAUAUACAUGGGAUGAAGGGCACAAUGGACACCGGGAGGGCUACAGGGUGUAAGCCUCGGGGAUCCGAGGCUUGAAGUGGUUUCAGCUAUUUCUUGUUAGUUAACGUGCACGCUCCCUGUAAGAGCGACAUGUUUGAUCACUUGCAUGGAAACGAGCAGAGUGCCACACGUGCUGGGGAUGGAACAGUGGCCCAUCUCCAAAUGCGAUUGCUUCAGAGCAAAAUCUCUUCUGCUUGGGGAGGUAGAAGUCAUCAUAUAUCUGUUAUACGUAUCUGUUCAUACAGAAACCAGCACCUGUCAAACAGAGCUGGCGCUAAGAUUCAAUAGAAUGCCUUUUCCUCCGUGGAAUAUCUUGCUCUAAUAGCAGCGCCUUCUCUGUGUUGAACUUAGAAAAGCCUCCAAUUGUAGAUCUUGACAUAAAUGAAUAUAUGCGAUAUCUGAGAAACUGGUUUAUACUUUUCAAAAGAUUUGCAUGUGCAUCACUUCGCUGGAGACUCACAAGAGGAGCGCAAGGCAGCUAAUGUCUGUUUUACAACACGCAGGCUUAAUGAGGUUCAGCCACAUGCCUAGAUUUAUAUCCCAGGUCGGUGGUGGAGCCCGGUGAGGACCCAGAUUUCCUGGAGGCAAAGUCCGUGGUAUGUUCAUUCCUGCGACUUCCUCAAGAUGUCUACAGCCUUUUCACCCCGAUAUGCCUCAGAGGGGACAAACAAGGAGCUGGUUUUUGGAGGCAUCCAUUAAACCAUAAACCCUCAUAUUAGUAUAUAGCCAGGAGAAUAAGAGGUUGGGCUUUUUAUGGACGAGAUUUAUUUGGAAGGAGGUGUGAUGUCAAAUUGGGGAGAAGAGUGAUUUUUCUUUGUACUUAGGUUUUUCGAAAGAUGUUGUUUUAACCUGUGUUGUGCCAAAGUUGUGUAAUUUUCAAUGCCAAACUUUUGAAGACGUAACCAUAGUCAAGUCUUAGUUCAAGGUGUUUUCUUAAAUUGUGUGCUUCUUCUGUUGCUUCUGUGAAUGCUUUCUAGCCAAAGUGGAGCUUCUGUUAUUGGCCAUGCCUCCUGAUUACUUCUGCCUUCUGUUUUUAGGAAUGGAAGCCUCGGGAAUCAAAUCCUCAGUGGGUCCUGUAUUUAUACAUUUGGCUUGAAGCCUUAGUUGUAUAUAAUGAUUCCUUUUUUUUUUUUUUUUUAACACUUAGAGUACUAUUUAUUUCUCCAGUGUAUAUAAUGUAUAAAAACAAAUAUAUGGUUAGUUUUUAUUUUAAAAUUAACCAAUUUCAAGAUUAAACAUUUUUAAUAGGAAAAUAAUAAAAAUCUAUAUAACUCUU